AUGCCGCCGCCUGCGGAUAUCGUGAAAGUGGCCAUAGAAUGGCCUGGAGCCUACCCUAAACUCAUGGAGAUUGACCAGAAAAAACCACUGUCUGCAAUAAUAAAGGAAGUCUGUGAUGGGUGGUCUCUUGCCAACCAUGAAUAUUUUGCACUGCAGCACGCUGAUAGUUCAAACUUCUACAUCACGGAAAAGAAUCGCAAUGAAAUAAAAAAUGGAACUAUUCUUCGAUUAACCACAUCUCCAGCUCAAAAUGCCCAGCAGCUCCAUGAACGAAUACAGUCAUCAAGUAUGGAUGCCAAGUUGGAAGCCCUGAAGGACUUGGCCAGCCUCUCCCGCGAUGUUACCUUUGCUCAGGAGUUCAUAAACCUGGAUGGCAUCUCACUCCUCACUCAGAUGGUAGAAAGUGGCACUGAACGAUACCAGAAGUUACAGAAGAUUAUGAAGCCUUGCUUUGGAGACAUGCUGUCCUUCACUUUGACGGCCUUUGUGGAGCUAAUGGACCAUGGCAUCGUGUCAUGGGAUACAUUCUCAGUGGCGUUCAUAAAGAAGAUAGCAAGCUUUGUGAACAAGUCCGCCAUAGACAUCUCAAUCCUACAGCGGUCCUUAGCCAUUUUGGAGUCAAUGGUUCUCAACAGCCAUGACCUCUACCAAAAGGUAGCACAGGAGAUCACCAUUGGCCAACUCAUCCCUCAUCUUCAAGGGACAGAUCAAGAAAUCCAGACUUACACUAUUGCUGUAAUCAACGCGCUUUUCCUGAAGGCCCCUGACGAGAGGAGGCAGGUUGAUGUAGAGAGCAAUGUUGACAUCCUUGAUUGUCCUCUGACUGAGAUGGCUAAUAUUUUGGCUCAGAAGCAGCUGCGCUACAUCAUUUUAACACAUGUCAUCCGAGCACAGCGCGCCAUCAACAACGAGAUGGCCCACCAGUUAUAUGUUCUCCAAGUGCUGACCUUUAACCUUCUGGAAGACAGGAUGAUGACCAAGAUGGACCCCCAGGACCAGGCUCAAAGAGACAUCAUAUUUGAACUUCGAAGAAUUGCUUUUGAUGCGGAGUCUGAACCUAAUAACAGCAGUGGCAGCAUGGAGAAGCGCAAGUCCAUGUACACGCGGGAUUAUAAGAAACUUGGCUUCAUUAACCAUGUCAAUCCUGCCAUGGACUUCACACAGACUCCUCCUGGGAUGCUGGCUCUGGACAACAUGCUGUAUUUCGCUAAGCACCAUCAGGAUGCAUACAUCCGGAUUGUGCUUGAGAACAGCAGUCGAGAGGAUAAACACGAGUGUCCCUUUGGCCGCAGCAGCAUAGAACUGACCAAGAUGCUCUGUGAGAUCCUGAAAGUGGGCGAGCUGCCGAGUGAGACCUGCAAUGAUUUCCACCCAAUGUUCUUCACCCAUGACAGAUCCUUUGAGGAGUUUUUCUGCAUUUGUAUCCAGCUCCUGAACAAAACAUGGAAGGAAAUGAGAGCCACUUCUGAAGACUUCAACAAGGUAAUGCAGGUGGUGAAGGAGCAGGUUAUGAGAGCGCUUACAACCAAGCCUAGCUCCCUGGACCAGUUCAAAAGCAAACUGCAGAACCUGAGCUACACUGAAAUCCUGAAAAUCCGACAGUCUGAGAGGAUGAACCAGGAAGAUUUCCAGUCUCGCCCGAUUUUGGAACUAAAGGAGAAGAUCCAGCCAGAAAUCUUAGAGUUGAUCAAACAGCAGCGCCUGAACCGCCUUGUGGAAGGGACCUGCUUUAGGAAACUCAACGCUCGUCGGAGACAAGACAAAUUUUGGUAUUGUCGGCUUUCACCCAAUCACAAGGUCUUACAUUAUGGCGACUUGGAAGAGAGCCCCAAGGAGAAUGCCCAUGAUUCCCUGCAGGACAAAUUGCCGGUGGCAGAUAUCAAAGCGGUGGUGACGGGAAAGGACUGCCCUCAUAUGAAAGAGAAAGGUGCCCUUAAACAAAACAAGGAGGUGCUUGAACUUGCUUUCUCCAUCUUGUAUGACUCAAAUUGCCAACUGAAUUUUAUUGCUCCUGACAAGCAUGAGUAUUGCAUCUGGACAGAUGGGCUGAACGCACUUCUUGGGAAGGACAUGAUGAGUGACCUGACACGGAAUGACCUAGACACCCUGCUGAGCAUGGAGAUCAAGCUCCGCCUGUUAGACCUGGAAAACAUCCAGAUCCCGGAUGCACCUCCACCCAUCCCCAAGGAGCCCAGCAACUAUGACUUCGUCUAUGACUGUAACUGAAGUGGCUGGGCCUGAACACAUUCCUCCCAAACUGGAAGAUCUAGCUAUCAGCAGAGAGGAUUGCAAACACACCCACAUGUUGUGUGGUGGGAAGCUGCGGGUCAACCCUUCCUUUGGUCUCAUUUUUAGCCCUAGCUUUUUUUUUUUAACCCCCCCCCCCCUUUUUUGGCAUCUUACCAUCUCCUUGAAUCUACUUCCUGACUCUGUUUUAGAUCACUCCAUUGCUACAGCUCCCUGGCGGCGGAUCUUAAGCAAAAGCCACCACUAGUAACAAAGUCUACUAGUCCUCUCAUCCUAACCUGCUGUGGGCAUAUCCUUCUGUCCUUCCCUCUUGCCUGGAGUAGGGAACCCAGUUAGCCCUGAACUGCCCCAAAUUUGUGCACUAAACCAAGAGAUAUGCCUAAGGCCAGGCUUGGGUAAAAUAGCUCUGUUACCGGACAAGAAGACCAAAGGCCACCACCUCCUACCCCUUCUCUCUAGGGUCAGCUCUAUGUGAGGUAAAAUCGCUUUCACAUGUCCUCCCUUCCUAGCCUUGGCCUUGCUCUGGUCCACUUUGGUCCUAUGUGUAGCAGCAGCAGCCUCAUGACAGUCCUCUAAGGUAUUAGAUCUCCCAAACACUCCACAGAGCCCGUGCCUGUUCCUUGUCUGCACUGUGACCAUGACCAUGACCAACCUCUCUGUCACACUAUCUAGUCUUGGACCUCCUCUCCUUGCCCCAGGCCAGACCUGCCUUCUUCAUUUCUUCAAGCUCCCAGCCUCUCAGCAGAAAGCACAAAUGAAGUCAGUAGUCCUGCUCCAUCUCAAGUAGAUUAAACCUCAUGGCCUCUAA
Molecule: messenger RNA, 3055 nt
Organism: Peromyscus leucopus (white-footed mouse)
Lineage: Eukaryota; Metazoa; Chordata; Mammalia; Rodentia; Cricetidae
Gene: Elmo1
Product: engulfment and cell motility 1
Biological process (GO): cell motility; actin filament organization
Cellular component (GO): plasma membrane; guanyl-nucleotide exchange factor complex
Source: RefSeq, a predicted model, not a curated record